AUGCUGAAAUGUGAUAAAAACAGAAUAGCACAUAAUCGAACAAGACGACAGUUGAUUGAAGUGAAACGAUCGGUAGCUGAACAGUCGCAGAUGUUAUCAUCAUCCGAGGGAAGUAGCAAUCAAUGGACUGUACACAUUGAACAAAAUACAAUUAUUUCUAAAGUUGUUCUCGAGACAUCCUGCAAGCGUAUUCAUCGUCACUGUGCUGAAACCGGUCUGAAAUUAAUGGGUUUCCAAGGACUACGUGGUUCACCAGGACGACAGGGCAUUGCUGGACUUUCCGGAAAAAGAGGUCAACAGGGUAAAGUUGGUCCAAUUGGAUUGGUCGGCAAUGUGGGCAAGGAAGGAGAGCCAGGCGUUGAUGGCCGAUGUAACUGCUCAUUUCCGGAUCUAUACAUACAACAGAUCACUGUACCCGGACCACCCAUUAUUCAGGUCGAAGAAAAAACUAUACCGAUAACAAAGAAACUGACUACAAUUCAUUUUCGUCCGUCCACUAGCAGUUCAACACGUGUGGGAAAAACAGAUUUAUCGACGAUGCACAUUUUAUCCAAAUUAACAACGGUAGCAAAAACUACACCAAAAAUGUUGAAAAAACCAAAACUGCCGCCAUCUGAAUCAACCUCAUCAUUAUUACCUUUAAAAGAGGAUUACGUAACGAUGAAAGAAGAUUUUAUCGAAUAUUCUUCCACGACAAUUGAGCCAUAUAUUGGCCCACCAACACUUGGCUAUAACAAACGAGUUUGCCUUCUGAAUGCUAUCGGUAUUCCGGUACUUCAUGCUGAAUCACAAUACAGUGCUGUUGGAUCGUGGAUGCGUGACAAUUUACCUUUCAAUCAAGAAAUGGCAGAACGACGAUGGGUUACAGAUGAUUAUGCUUCACCGGUUCUUUAUGAAUAUGAAAACGAGAGACAGCUAAUGAAUAAAAAACAAAAAAUCAAAUAUUACAUAGACUAUUUGGCAUCCGGUACAGGUAAUAUCAUCUAUAAUGGUUCAUAUUACUAUCAUCGGCAUAGUUCAAGUAUGCUAGUUAAGUAUGACUUAGAUUCAACUGAAGAAACACAGAUGGAUUUGGGUGACAUUUCAUAUGUAGACUGCUCCAGAAAGCAAGAUCAUACAUUUGAGGUAUGA
Messenger RNA from Acanthocheilonema viteae, 1131 nucleotides. Lineage: Eukaryota; Metazoa; Nematoda; Chromadorea; Rhabditida; Onchocercidae. The record is from the annotation of a GenBank genome assembly.